Impatiens glandulifera is the source of this 1924-nucleotide messenger RNA. Its product is annotated as pentatricopeptide repeat-containing protein At5g39350. NCBI's taxonomy places the organism in Eukaryota, Viridiplantae, Streptophyta, Magnoliopsida, Ericales, Balsaminaceae. The record is from RefSeq and is a predicted model, not a curated record. Gene Ontology annotation, biological process: RNA modification. Gene Ontology annotation, molecular function: protein binding; RNA binding. The transcript has a single exon. The annotation marks the transcript as partial.
UUAUGCGCGAAAGUUGUUCGAUACAUUGCCUCUAGGAGUCUGUACAAUACCAUGAUAAGAAUGUACAUAAAAAAUGCUUCUCCUUACAAUAGGAUUAAGCUUUUUAGUGACAUGUUAUCUUCAGGGAACUACUCUCCCGACAAUUACACGUUUCCUUCUACUAUCAAAGCAUGUGGUGACAUAUCUUCUUUAGAAUUGGGUACUUCUGUUCAUUGUUUGGCUGUGACAAGUGGUGUGCAUUUGAACCCAUUUGUAGAAAACUGUCUCCUGGCUAUGUACAUGAAUUGUAGUGAUCUUAAGUCAGCCAGACUGGUUUUCAACACAAUGCAGCACCGGUGUCUAGUGUCUUGGAAUACAAUGAUAAGUGCGUACUCCAGAAACGGAUGUCCAAAGUCUGCUUUGUUGGUUUUUAAGCAAAUGAUUGAUAAUGGUAUGAUACCUGAUCAAGCUAGUUUAGCAUCAGUUUUACCUGUUUGUGGAUAUUUGAAAGACUUGAACUUUGGGAGAAGGGUUCAUGCACUAGCGGAAGCAAUAGGUUUAAGGGAUAGAACAGUAGUGCAGAAUGCAUUAAUGGAUAUGUAUGUAAAAUGUGGCAGCAUGAAUGAAGCGGAAUCUGUUUUCAAGAAGAUGGAUGAAAAAGAUGUUAUUUCCUGGACCACAAUGAUCAAUGGGUAUGCUUUAAACAACUAUGAGAAGCGGGCAUUAAUGCUUUGUGCUGAAAUGCAGUUUCACGGUGAAAGGCCAAACUUUAGCACAAUUUCCUUGCUUCUUUCGGUAUGCGCAUCUUUGAACGAUUUAAAACAUGGAAAAUGUUUGCACAGCUGGGUUUUAAGACAUAAACUCGAGUCAGAUAUCUUAAUAGAAACCGCGCUUAUAAACAUGUACUCAAGGUGCAAACGCGUUAACCUGUCCCAAACCGUGUUUAGGAACAUGCCGAGAAAGCGAACAGCUACGUGGAAUUCAAUUAUCUCAGGGUAUAACCAGAACGGACUACAUAGAGAAGCAAUCAUCCUCUUCAAAGAAAUGAUCUCAUUUCCAAUAAAUUACGAUGCUGCAACAUUUUCAAGUCUUCUUCCAGUAUACGCCGCGUUAGCUGAUUUAAAGCCAUCAAUGAACAUCCAUUGUUACCUAACUAAAUCAGGAUUUCUUUCAACAGCAAGUAUAUCAUCCACCUUGAUUGACAUUUACUCUAAAUGUGGAAACUUAGAUUCUGCUCUCAAAGUUUUCGACGAGAUAAACACAAAGGACAAGGAUAUCGUUUGUUGGAGUGUUGUAUUAUCAGGGUGUGGCAAACAUGGGAGAGCAGAUAUUGCACUUUCACUUUUUGACCAAAUGAUUCGAUCAGGAUUGGUACCAAAUGAAGUAACAUUCACCUCAGUCUUGCAUGCUUGCAGCCAUUCUGGUUUGGUGGAUGAUGGUUUACUUUUAUUUAAUGUAAUGCUCAAAUACCAUGAAAGAAAACUACAUGGACAUCAUUUCAAUUGUAUCAUAGAUCUCCUUGGUCGGAAUGGUCGGUUGGAGGAAGCUCAUAAACUGAUUAAGAAGUUUGAGCCUAAUAAUCAUGCCAUAUUGGGUGCAAUCUUGGGUGCCUGUGUGAUUCAUGAGAAUGUUGAACUGGGUGAGCUGACGGCUAAGAGACUAUUUGAGUUAGAACCAGAGAAUACUGGAAAUUAUGUACUUUUGGGAAAGAUUUAUGCUGCAGCUGGAAGGUGGAUUGAUGCUGAGAAUAUAAGACAUAUGAUUGAUCAGAUUGGACUUAGAAAGAAACCUGCCCUAAGUCUGAUAUAAUGUCAAGAAAUCCUUGUUUUAUUAUUAUUAUUGUUGAAAAUUAGGUUAUUUGGGAUUAUUUAAGUAAAAGAUGGUUAAGAGUAUAAAUAUAUAAUACAAAAUAUUUUUGUAUUAAAAAGAAUGGAGAGUUAUUUUA